CCUGGCCGUAGCGACUCCCGACGCGGUCGGGGGCGGAGCAGGCGAGUGGAGCCUCCUCCCGGCGGCGGGGGCGGUCCCCACGGCAGCUGCUCCGCGUCUCCGCUUUCUCCGGGCGGUCCUCGUCGCCGCGGCGUCUGGGCUCUCUUUCCCCAGGGUUUCUGCUGGGAAACCCACCCGCUGAUCCCAGCCUGUGGCCUGCAGGGAGGGGCCGACGAGUGGUGAGGAUCGACUGGAUGAAAUGCAUGCAAGACUUGAGAACUGUUUCUUUGAAGAUCUUUAAUUCAAAGUGGAAACAUUCAAAGCAAGGAUUGUUGGAGCAGAACGCCCAAACAAAGACAGGCAUCGCACUUGUCAUCGAGUUUGCAGACUGGAAUAGCUGAACUUGAAGCUUCCUGCCUGCAGUGGAAGCCGAGAGAUACCUGUUGCUGACAUACUCAAAGACAUGAACUUCAACGUGACUUUCCACCUUUCCUACAAAUUCCGAUUGCUGUUGCUUUUUACCUUAUGCCUGACAGUGGUUGGGUGGGCCACCAGUAACUACUUUGUGGGUGCUAUUCAAGAGAUUCCUAAAGCAAAGGAUCUCGUGGCUAGUUUGAGCAAGGGUGUCGUUUUAGGGAAGAAAGGAACUGUGACGGAUGAAGCAUUUGUGGAAAAAGCAAGACUUGACAAUUGCCCUUCUGUGUCUCCACACCUCAAAGGCCAGACCAAGCUCGUGUUCAAGCCAGAUCUCACUCUGGAGGAAGUCCAGGCAAAGAACCCCAAGGUGCACAGAGGCCGGUAUCGCCCUGAGGAGUGCAGGGCUUUGCAACGGGUUGCCAUCCUCAUCCCUCACCGGCAUAGGGAGAAGCACCUGCUGUACCUGCUGGAGCACCUUCACCCCUUCUUGCAGAGGCAGCAGCUGGACUACGGCAUCUACGUCAUCCACCAGGCUGGAAGUAAGAAGUUUAAUCGUGCCAAACUCCUGAAUGUGGGCUAUAUAGAAGCUCUCAAGGAUGAAAUUUGGGACUGUUUCAUAUUCCACGAUGUGGACCUGGUGCCUGAGAACGAUCUGAACCUUUACAGGUGUGAGGAUCAGCCCAGGCAUCUGGUGGUUGGCAGGAACAGCACGGGGUACAGGUUACGUUACAGUGGAUAUUUUGGGGGUGUUACUGCCCUAAGUCGAGAGCAAUUUUUCAAGGUGAAUGGAUUCUCUAACAACUACUGGGGAUGGGGAGGCGAAGACGAUGACCUCAGACUCAGGGUUGAACUUCAUAGAAUGAAAAUAACCCGGCCACUGCCUGAAGUGGGUAAAUAUACUAUGAUCUUCCACAAGAGAGACCAAGGCAAUGAGGUGAAUAUAGGACGGAUGAAUCUCUUACAUCAGGUGUCACGUGUCUGGAGAACAGAUGGGUUGAGCAGCUGUGGUUAUAAAUUACUCUCUGUGAAUUACAAUCCUUUAUAUGUCAACAUCACAGUGGAUUUCUGGUCUGAUCCAUGACCCUGGCUCUUCUGGUGACAUUUGGAGGGACUGAAUAUUUGAUUGCAGUACUGUAGAGACUUCCCCUAGUAGCACACGUUAAGAACUUGUUGUGGCCAAUCUUUGAGCUGAUUUUCCCUCUUUGGUAUUUUCUUAGCAGAGUUCCUGGUGAUGUGGAAUGUAAAAAAAUUGUAGAAGACAGCUUUCUUAGUUGUUUUGAUCAUGAAGGUUAACUAUGGUACUGUAGAUAACUUGGGACUAACUAUGAAAGGACCACUCGAAAGAUACCAUGAAGGCUACUUGAGAACUCUGAUUGGAGAAGACGUAUUUCUGUUUGAAGUGAUACAUGUUUUCUGGAAUGAAAAAGGCCAUGGGAAAUAAGAUGCUGAAUGUCCCAGAGAAUCAGAAUUCUUCUCGUCCCAGGGGGAAAGAGUUGAAGAUAAGUUUCUGUUACUCAUUUAUCCUGCGUGGUUGUCUGUGAAGAGGCGGGUCCCACGUGAGAAGAAGGCUGAAGAAGAGGAGAGAAAGGUGAAGAAUCAAGAUGCCAUGAACUUGGGGCUGAAGAGGUGGCAGAAGGACCACGUCAGGCAGAGGGCGGCUGUGGCUGUGGCCCUGCAUCAGGUGCCCCCUGCCCAGGUACCCCUUCCAGUCCCAGCUCAGCAGAGAACACAUUUUAUCUACUAGUUUUUAGGGCAUUUUUGUAAAAUCAUUUUGUACGUGUAGGGUAUGAUGUAGCAGUUUACAAAUUGCAUAUUACCUAAUAAUACAUUGGAAAUACCUCUGUAGUAAAAUAUGAAGAAGC
Bubalus bubalis (water buffalo) is the source of this 2258-nucleotide messenger RNA. RefSeq names its product beta-1,4-galactosyltransferase 4 (gene B4GALT4). The record is from RefSeq and is a predicted model, not a curated record. Gene Ontology annotation, biological process: carbohydrate metabolic process. Gene Ontology annotation, molecular function: glycosyltransferase activity. The coding region runs from base 443 to 1477 and encodes 344 amino acids. Lineage: Eukaryota; Metazoa; Chordata; Mammalia; Artiodactyla; Bovidae. The transcript is spliced from 9 exons.